Pseudocercospora fijiensis CIRAD86 is the source of this 1611-nucleotide messenger RNA. RefSeq lists its product as uncharacterized. The record is from RefSeq and is a predicted model, not a curated record. The transcript is spliced from 4 exons. Gene Ontology annotation, biological process: mitochondrial respiratory chain complex I assembly. Gene Ontology annotation, cellular component: mitochondrion. Lineage: Eukaryota; Fungi; Ascomycota; Dothideomycetes; Mycosphaerellales; Mycosphaerellaceae. Gene Ontology annotation, molecular function: protein-arginine omega-N symmetric methyltransferase activity. The coding region runs from base 1 to 1611 and encodes 536 amino acids.
AUGACCUUCGACUUCUCCAGGAGUGCUUGCAACAAUAUUCCCUGUUCCCCUGCUAAGACCCUACUACUAGCGCGUAGAUUGUCUGGCGCAAGAUGGAGCUCUACGGAUCAUGGUCACCAAUGGUCGACGCCUUUGGCCAGGCAAUUGGCAGCGGCAAUUACGACCACCGGACCGCUUCCCGUAGCUUCGUUCAUGCGACAAGUCUUGACCUCUGACCUGGGCGGCUACUACACUGGAGCUCUGUCUUCAGAUCGAGACCAAUUUGGUGCGAAAGGAGACUUUGUAACUUCUCCAGAAAUCAGCCAAAUCUUUGGGGAGCUGAUAGGCGUUUGGGUCGUGGCGGAAUGGAUUGCCCAAGGGAAAAAGAGCGAGGGCGUAUACCUCAUGGAAGUAGGCCCAGGCAGAGGCACGCUGAUGAGCGAUAUGCUACGUACUAUCCGCAAUUUUCCUCCACUUGCCAAAGCCGUCGAAGCUGUCUACCUGAUCGAAGCCAGUGAUACAUUACGGAAAACGCAGCACGAACUGUUAUGUGGCGACAACCCAAUGACAGAAACCAAGCUUGGGUGGGAAAGCAUCAGCCGCCAUUCACCUGACCUCAAGAUCGUCUGGACGGAAGACCACAAGUUCGUGCCUCGAGAUGCAUCGAAGACGCCUUUCAUCAUCGCACACGAGUUUUUCGAUGCCUUACCCAUCCACAUCUUUCAGUCAACGUUUAUACAACCUGACGAGAAGAAACAAAUACAGACGCCUACUGGACCGAUACAAACGAAACAGAAGACCCAGGAGGGACACCAGUGGAGAGAACUUCUCGUCUCACCAAAACCACCACACCGGCUGAAAUCAGGAGAGCCGGAAUUUGAGCUGUCAAUGUCGAAAACGGCGACUCCUCAUUCAAUGUAUCUGCCCGAGACAUCUCCACGCUAUACGGCACUGAAGACGACAGAUGGCGCGACGGUAGAGGUCAGCCCCGAGAGCCAGACAUACACCAGAGACAUGGCUAUCCGGAUAGGAGGCUCAAAUCCGGAAGAGAUUGCAGCUCAUCAACAACAGGCGACGAAGUCCAAGACUGUAAUACCUGGUCGACAGGUAUCUCAAGCUCCGCGCGAAACACCACUGGACAAGCCGUCACCCUCCGGAGCUGCCUUGAUCAUUGACUAUGGGCCACCAGAUCGCAUUCCGGCCAAUUCACUCCGCGGUAUCAGGCAGCACAAGAUUGUUUCGCCUUUUGACGAACCGGGCGCCACAGACGUGAGUGCAGAUGUGGACUUCCUAGGUUUGGCAGAGACAGCAAUCAACUCCUCUCCUGGCGUUGAAGUCCAUGGUCCUGUCGAUCAAGCACGCUUCUUGACAGCUAUGGGCAUUGAAGAGCGGGCCGCUCAACUCGUCAAGAAGGCACUGGAUGACGAAAGAGCUGGGAAAGGCGGCAAGGACAAGGCUGAGCUCACAGAAACCGUGAAACGAAUAGAGAGUGGAUGGAGGAGGCUGGUAGAUGUCAGCCCGCAAGGUAUGGGUAGGCUUUAUCAAGUCAUGGCGAUCUUGCCACACUCUCCGCCUGCACCAGGACAGCAACAGAGAAGACCGGUGGGAUUUGGAGGCGAUGUUCAGGCAUAA